AUGGCAGGGAAGCAAGUCAAAUCUGAUGAUGACAAGUUCCAAACCAACAAGAGUGCCAAGAUAAUUUACGGUGACAAUGAUCGGAUAAGUCAUUUGCCCGAUGACAUUCUCGUUGAUCUACUAUCUUUAUUGUCGCUCAAGGAAGCUGUAUGCACUAGUGUUCUCUCAUCUCGUUGGCAUAACUUGUGGAAACAUACAUACAGUCUCAACUUUGAUCCACACGAUUCUUUACAAAAAGAGGAAAAGUACGUGAAAUGGGUGAAUUCCGUCAUCAGAAAACACAAAGCAGCCAUCUUGAAAGAUUUCGUAAUCCGUCUAAGGUUGAGCAGAACAUUCCAGAAGGAUGUUAACCGAUGGAUUGAAUUUGCAUUUGCGAGGCACGUGCAGAGGUUAGAGUUGGAUCUUAGCAAAUCGAGCCUUGUUAAUUGUUCUUUACCCCAAGAGUUGCUCACUCAAAAUACUAGUUCCGAAAUUGACUUCAAGCCCCUCAAAGUAUUGUGUUUGAAAUCUGUUGAUGUGACGGAGGAAGAUAUUAAGUUUUUGCUAAGUAACUGCCCCUUGCUCGAAGAAUUGGUUGUCGAUCGCUCGUUGAAAUUAUUAAACAUUGAAGCUUGUG
Molecule: messenger RNA, 616 nt
Organism: Erythranthe guttata (spotted monkey flower)
Lineage: Eukaryota; Viridiplantae; Streptophyta; Magnoliopsida; Lamiales; Phrymaceae
Source: RefSeq, a predicted model, not a curated record